GGGUCAGCGCCUGGGAUUGGCUGUUAUCGUCCGACCCCUCUUACUGCUUUCCACUCUUUCUCGCCUGCAGGCGCCUGCGCAAUGGGUUGGCCGUGGGGGGCGGGAAGCGCUUCGGGGCAGUGGAGCCCAUGUCGGCCUUGAGGCGUACGGGCUACGGCCCCAGUGACGGUCCGUCUUAUGGUCGCUACUACGGGCCUGGGGGUGGAGAUGUGCCAGUGCACCUUCCCCCGCCCAUAUAUCCUCCCCUUCGCCCCGAACCUCCCCAGCCUCCCAUUUCCUGGCGGGUGCGCGGGGGCGGCCCGCCUGAGACCACCUGGCCCGGAGAAGGCGGAGGUGGAGAUGGCUACUAUCCCUCCGGGGGCGCCUGGCCGGAGCCGGGUCGAGCUGCAGGAAGCCACCAGGAGCAGCCACCAUAUCCUGGCUACAGUUCUAACUACUGGAAUUCUCCUGCACGACCUAGGGCCCCAUACCCAAGUACAUAUCCUAUCAGACCAGAUUUGCAAGGCCAGAGUUUGAAUUCUUAUACAAAUGGAGCAUAUGGUCCACCAUAUCCCCCAGGCCCUGGGGCAAAUACUGCCUCAUAUUCAGGGGCUUAUUAUGCACCUGGCUAUUCUCAGACCAGUUACUCUACAGAAGUUCCAAGCACUUAUCGAUCACCUGGCAACAGCCCAACCCCAGCCUCUCGUUGGAUGUAUCCCCAACAGGACUGUCAGACUGAAGCGCCCCCUCUUAGAGGGCAGGUUCCAGGAUAUCCUGCUUCACAGAACCCUGGAAUGACCCUGCCCCAUUAUCCUUAUGGGGAUGGUAAUCGUAGUGUUCAGCAGUCAGGACCAACUGUACGACCACAAGAGGAUGCAUGGGCUGCUUCUCCUGGUGCUUAUGGGAUAGGCACCCGCUACCCCUGGCCUUCAGCUGCGCCCUCAGUACCACCUGGGAAUCUCUACAUGACUGAAUCAACUUCAUCGUGGCCUAGCAGUGGCUCUCCUCAGCCACCUCCUUCACCACCACCCCAGCAGUCCAAGGAUUCCUCAUACCCCUAUAGCCAAGAUCAAGGCAUGAACCGGCACAACUUUCCUUGCAGUGUCCAUCAGUAUGAAUCCUCCGGGACAAUGAACAAUGAUAAUUCAGACCUUUUGGAUUCCCAAGUCCAAUAUAGUGCUGAGCCUCAACUGUAUGGUAAUGCCACCAAUGAGCAUCCUGGUAAUCAAGAUCAGAGUAAUAAUCUUCCUGAAGAAUGUUUAUCUUCAGAUGAAGGUACUCCUCCAAGUAUUAAAAAAAUCAUACAUGUAUUGGAGAAGGUCCAGUAUCUUGAGCAAGAAGUAGAAGAGUUUGUAGGAAAAAAGACAGACAAAGCAUACUGGCUUCUGGAAGAAAUGCUAACAAAGGAACUUUUGGAACUGGAUUCUGUUGAAACUGGGGGCCAGGACUCUGUCCGGCAGGCCAGGAAAGAGGCUGUUUGUAAGAUCCAGGCCAUACUGGAAAAAUUAGAAAAAAAAGGAUUAUGAAAGGAUUUAGAACAAAGUGGAAGCCUGUUAAUAACUUGGCCAAAGAACUCUUGAUUUUGGUUAGUUACUGUCUUUUUGAAAUGCCUGUUGAUGACAAGAAGCAAUACAUUCCAAAUUUCCUUUGAUUUAAUUUAAAACUUGAAAAGUUGGUAAAGGAAUGGAAGAACACUUUAGUUACGAGAUUUUUCAGUUCUCAGACGAAUGAAUGUAAUAGAAAACUGGAAUUACUAAUAUUGCCAAGUAGACUCACUUCUUAAGAAAUUUGGGGACAUUUUUAAGCUGCUUCUUAUCAGCAGGAGAGAAAUACAUUUCAUGUAACAGGCUAUCAGAAACCUACCAGAUGAAACUGGAUAUAAUCUGAGACAAACAGAAUCUGUUUUUGUAAACAUCUGGAUUACUUGUCAACAUUUUUGUACAUUGUGACUGUUUCAGUGUAGACACUUCAUUGUAAAUUACAGCUUAGACUUUAGCCUUCUUGGACUUCUGUUUUAUUAUUUGCAGUUCACGAAUAUAGUAUUAUUCUCUACUUCUUGGUACGUUUUGUAGUAAUAUGUUUAAUAUAAUUAUUCAAAAGACUAUAUUGACAGCCAGAUAAUAUGGCAAUUCUGAAUGGAUUUAUGUCUUUUCAUCACUUGAAUAUAUUGCAAUGUGUAGUGAAUUCUUGAGGUAAAUUGUCAUCCUUUUUUGUAUAGCACGUUUAGUUAGAGUUCUUAACACUUCUACUUUUCAUAGUAGUAGUGGAAGGUGAAUUUGGAAAUGACAUUGAUACAAGAAUUAAAUGUUUAUGGACAUUUUUCUUUUUUAUUGUAUUUGGAUAAAGAUCCACUUAAAAUUACUUUAAAAAAAAACAAAGUAUAAUUAUCUUUUUACUAUUGCUGCUUCUACAGAAAACCUGUGAUAGAUAAAGAUGAAAAAUCAAUGCCAUAAUGAAUAUAAAUAAUGACUCCAAAAAGUAAUAAAUAUGAUUAUUUGACACAA
Messenger RNA from Marmota flaviventris (yellow-bellied marmot), 2483 nucleotides. RefSeq names its product BAG cochaperone 4 (gene Bag4). Gene Ontology annotation, cellular component: cytosol; cytoplasm; nucleus. Gene Ontology annotation, molecular function: protein-folding chaperone binding; adenyl-nucleotide exchange factor activity. NCBI's taxonomy places the organism in Eukaryota, Metazoa, Chordata, Mammalia, Rodentia, Sciuridae. Gene Ontology annotation, biological process: protein stabilization. The record is from RefSeq and is a predicted model, not a curated record.